This is a messenger RNA of Scophthalmus maximus (turbot), 3194 nucleotides long. RefSeq names its product Kruppel-like factor 11a (gene klf11a). Gene Ontology annotation, molecular function: RNA polymerase II cis-regulatory region sequence-specific DNA binding; DNA-binding transcription factor activity, RNA polymerase II-specific. The coding region runs from base 589 to 1902 and encodes 437 amino acids. The record is from RefSeq and is a predicted model, not a curated record. Lineage: Eukaryota; Metazoa; Chordata; Actinopteri; Pleuronectiformes; Scophthalmidae. Gene Ontology annotation, biological process: regulation of transcription by RNA polymerase II. The transcript is spliced from 4 exons.
GUCGGAGGGGGGGGCAUCUAUUCUGGUGAGAGGAAGUUUCCCUUCAUCAGACAACGGCUGCAGUGGGGCCCCUCGCUUGCCCUCUGUCCCGCCGUCACCCCUCCCCCCCCCACACACACACACACACACACACACUGAUUCAUCAUUUCACUCGUUCAUGUCGUUUUCAAUCAGAUCGUCCACGAAACUAUUUAUCUUAUUAUCAUAUCCAUUAUUUAUUAUCGUAAUUUUAUUUUGAUGCUUUUCUCCCGAUCACUGUCUGUUGUGGCUGAGCCAGUGACAUCACCGUGACAUCACCGUGACAUCAUCGUCAGGAGGAACGAGGAAGCAGACGGGCUGCGUCUGAACUUACUCCCUUGUUCCUUUGUUCCUUUGUUCCCUCGUUCCCUCGUUCACUUGUUCACUUGUUCACUUGUUCACUCGUCUGGGGCGACACUCCCCCUUGUGGCAGCAGACGGAACUGGUUUUAGUGUCUGAGAUAUUAAUAUGAUCCUGUAUGAAUAUUAAUCAUCAGUGAAAUGUUGUUGUUAUACAGUUUGAGGUCAGGAUGUGAUUGGCUGUGUGCAGACUGCUGUUGACAUUGUUUUCAUGGUUGACCGUGUGGACGGACGGCCGGCGGCGACCAUGGAGCUGAGGCCGAGCGUCGAGUAUCACGACCUUGAGGCCGCCGAGGCGCUUGUCAGCAUGAGCUUCUGGGGUCAGAGGUUGCACAAGCCCCGCCCCCUGACGCCCACCUCCGACUCGUGUGAUUCCAUGCAGCUCCACCUGGACGGAGGCGACGCCCCCAAAGACCUGAUCGCUCUGUCGUCGCUGUGUAUGACUCCGCCUCACAGUCCGAGCUUCGCCGAGUCCUCCUCCGCUCCAAGCUCUGCCCCCAGGCCCGUCUUACCCCGCCUGGGGCUUGGUGCCAGCUCCGCCCUCUUCUGUGACUCCUCCCCCUCAGAAACCUCAGCGCUUCCACCUCAGACAGAGUCGUCCUGUGUGGCUCCCCCCAGCAGAGCCAUGGCAACCAGCGUCAUCCGCCACACCGCCGACAGCCUCAGCCUUCCUCCUCCUCUUCUUCCUCCCCCACCGCCCGCCGCCACGGAAACCCCGCCUCCUGCAGCAACGCCUCCAUCUCCUCCCUCCUCGGCGUCUCCUCCUCACUCCUCCCCAGUGUCUUCCUCCUCCUCCUCUUCCUCUCCGGUCUUCUGCCAGGUGAUCCCAGUGAGCGGCCGGACGGGGAUGAUCUCCGCCUUCGUCCAGGCACCGCUUCAGGUGCACACUCAGGGGGGUCCCAAGCACAUCCUGCCCCAGUCUCCUCCCAGCUUCGCCCAGCCCCUGCUGGUGGGCUCCGCCGUGCCGCAGGGGACCGUGAUGUUCGUGGUCCCGCAGGCGCCCGUGUCCCAACCUCCGCUGGGCCCGCACACCGUCAUGACGCUGGGCAACACCAAGCUGCUGCCGCUGGCCCCCGCUCCGGUCUACAUGCCAUCGGGAGCGAGCGGUGGCGGCGCCUCGCAGGCCGACUUCUCCCGCAGGCGGAACUACGUCUGCAACUUCCCCGGCUGCAAUAAGACGUACUUCAAGAGUUCACACCUGAAGGCUCACCUGCGCACACACACAGGUGAGAAGCCGUUCAGCUGCCACUGGGAGGGCUGCGACAAGAAGUUCGCUCGCUCCGACGAGCUCUCCCGCCACCGCCGGACACACACCGGCGAGAAGAAGUUCGUCUGCAACGUGUGCGACCGGCGCUUCAUGCGCAGCGACCACUUGACCAAACACGCCCGGCGGCACAUGACCUCCAAGAGGGCUUCCUCGUGGCCUGCCGCCGAAACCGCAGACCUCAACAGAAUGGCCCCGCCCAAGGGCCAAGCCAGAGGCCCCGCACUUCCCCUCGGCGUGCUGGUUUCCACCGCCAACUAGCGUCUCAGUCAGGGGCCCACAGGGCCGACUCAGGACCCCUGCAGGGGCGGGGGGUUGUUUCACUCUGCUCCGCUCGCCACAUCAGGACGAUCUUUUCUACUCCACAAACCACAAUCGCCUGCUGGGCCGCGGCCACGUGUACACACAGGGUCGUGCCUUCGAACAGGGACUCGAUGUUGCCAUGGUCACCAUGUUUUUCUUGUUGGCGUAGAAACAGAGCAUCCAAGCGACUGUUCCUCUGACUCACCAGCGCCCCCCUCAGGCUCAAAUACUCAGUACACUCCGAUGGGUCUGCAGCUAGCUAAGGGAGCUAGAGACAGCUAACGUUUAGCAAACGAUGACUUUGAUCAAUGAAAUAUUUGCUAAUUUUCUGUCAAUUGACUUAAGCAUUAAUCGAUCGAUCAUUGCAGCUCGUCACUCGAGAGAACGACAAUUCACCAGUGCUGCUUCCAACCACUGCUAUGACUCCAGAUUCGUUAGCAACCAAGCUAACGGAAGCUAGCUAAACUUUUCUUCUUCUUCUUCUUUAGUGACUUUUCUCCGGUCGUAAAACACUCCGGCUGGUUGUGCUAACAGUUAGCUCAACGGUUUGAACAAGGUUUUAACGGCCGCCCUGACAUGAGUUGGUGUCGACAGACGGAGCCGCCGGCGGCGGACGACAGCGAGUUUCCCAUUUCCUGCUCAGGACAUUUUAUUCCCAUCAACCACAAACUCACCAGGAGGCGACAGGCUGCUAAUUCAUCCACGGACAGACACCAACAGAAACCUGACAUUGCACUGGAUUUUUUAAAAUCUUGCUUGUUUUGUACUCUCUCCGUGUAAAACCAUGUUUACUUCAUGUGUAAAUGUCACGUUAGGAAAAUGUAUGCACUCGUUUUUUUUUUGCCAAAGCCUCUGUACUGUGCUUCUGUUGUCAGUCUGUGACUGUACAUACUGUAAAUAUAUUGAUAUAUAUAUGAAUGUUAUAUGUAUUCCAAUCUGCAUUUAUUGACAGUACGAGUUAUUGAUCUUUUACAAAUGUCAGUGGACAGUAUUCCUCACUGUGAUACUACCUACUACCUUUGCUUUAGACAUUUUUAUUAUUAUUAUUAUUUAAUAAACAUUUGUGAGGAAAAACGUGCUGUUUUGUAUAGCUUGAGUUGGCCCAUAGUGUAGCCAGUAAGAAAAUACCUCAUGUUAUCAAAUGUUAACGACUUUUAUUGGAAUAAUCUCAUUUCUGAACAUUUGCCUGAAAAGUGAUGGAGAAGGAACAAAAACAGGCUUUUAUAAUAAAACAUUACAAACAAAUAAGA